CUUACAGUGAACGACAAAAGCAGAGCAUAGUGCUGCGAAUGUAGAAAAGAAGGAGGGAAAACUACGACAAAAAUUGGAGAAGAUGUUUCAGCAGCUGGUUCUGAUCUCCCUGCUGGGUUUCACAUGGGCAACAGCUGGACUGCCUUGCACUCAGACAUUUCCUUCCCAGCAGCCUCCAUUAACAGCUGACAGAGUCAAACCAGCUGAUGUAGCAAUGCUUUCUUUUAUUGGACUUCAUGAACCAAGCAGCACUGAGCUAUCCACAGUCUUAUCAAAACUCACAGAGCUGAUGACUCUGUUCAAUCCUGGACUGAUGUCUCCCUUCUCAGAUGAAAAAGGUUUACACAUUCCUCACUUUCUUCAACAUGGCACACUGAUUGACCAAGCAAAGGAAGUGUCCCUUUACUUACAGAGCAAUCAGCAGGACACUGAUGAGAACGGAAACUGGAAGUUGGUGCUUCUCUUUGUUCAGCUGGAUCAACUCUGUGCCUGUGAGCAGCAGCAGCAGAUCACGUCUCUUUUCAAAAGAGUAGUUGAGGAAGUAGAUGAUGCUGUGCAACUGCUGCGCUCUCAGCUGAAAAGGACGAUUGUCAGUGUGGCAUUGUGGGAUGAAGGCCUCAACACUAUCCAAAGACAGAUGUGCCCAUGCAUACACACAAACAGCGAGGGAGAGCUCAGGCUUCAGAGAGCCAUACUGACUCACACACUGCAGGAGUCCUUGAGUGAACUGAUGAUACAGAAACAUUGGUACAGGGACAUAGAUGACUUCACUGUCACUCUUCAGGCAACCCCUCUUAUCAGAGGCCUGUCAUCUACUGGAAAGCCUUUUGGAGAGUUCGAAGCCUCGAAGCACACUGAUGAACUGUUGCUGCAGAUGUGGAGAAACUUGCUGCAGCCCAUGGUCGACAAACAUAAUUUAGAUCAUAAGGGAAACAGUCUUACAUUGCCAUGCCCCACUGAGGACCGACCAUUCCUGAGGACAGAAGUUAACGCUCCUUCAAAUCAACACAGCAAUGCAAACUAUCUCAUUCAGACUUAUACAGGCACAGAGUUGCCCUGCGAAGAUCUUAGUCCUUCAGUCACCAUUCCUACUUCAGUUCAUGAACUCCGGCCCGCGGAUAUCAAAGUUGUGGCGGCUGUGGGGGACUCUUUGACAGCAGGGAACGGUAUUGGAUCCAAGCCAAAUAACAUCCUGGACGUCUUACGUCAGUACAGAGGUUUAUCUUGGAGUAUUGGUGGAGAUAAAAACCUCACGACUGUAACCACUUUGCCCAACAUUUUAAAACAUUUUAACCACAACGUGACAGGCUACUCGCUUGGUUCCGGCAAUCAGGACAGUCCAAAAGCUUUCCUUAACCAGGCGGUGCCAGGUGCAAAGAGUAGGGAUAUACCAUCACAAAUGCGUACCCUAGUAACUAGGAUGAAAAAUGACGUUAAUAUUAACUUUGAGUCAGACUGGAAGCUGAUCACUGUUUUUAUUGGUGGAAAUGAUAUUUGUGCAUACUGCGAAAACAGUCUCCUAUUCUCUGUGGAAAAUUAUGUAGGGUUUCUGAAGGAAAGCUUGGACUAUAUUCAUAAAGAGAUCCCCCGAACUCUGGUGAACCUUGUAGAGCCUCUUUUUAUAACCACACUUAGAGAACUGCACUUUGACACUUCACUGAACUGUCCAACAUGGCUUGUAAAUAUAUUGUGCCCGUGUGUUGUCUUGCCAGAGCCCAACUCUGAAGCUCUUCAAAUUUUGGAGACCAUCAACAGAGGAUAUCAGCGUUCGCUGCAUGAGCUUAUUGAGUCCGGCCGGUAUGAUACACGCUCAGACUUCACUGUGGUUAUCCAGCCUUUCCUCAGAGACAUCACUUUGCCCAGACUGCCGGAUGGCCAUCCAGAUCGUUCUUUUUUCAGUCCUGACUGCUUCCAUCUCAGCCAAAAAGCCCACACAGUGAUGGCUCGUUCCCUUUGGAACAACAUGCUGGAACCUCUGGGCACCAAAACCUCCAACCAGGACUUUAAUUCUGUUUUUGAUCUAAAAUGUCCAACAAAUGACGCACCCUUUUUUCGGACCUAUAAUAACAGUAAUUACAAAUAUUCUGGACCCUCUCCAACACCUGAACCUGUUAAAAACUGGGGAAGUGAUUUUUCUUGCAACAACUUUGCUACAUCUGACAGUCAACCAACAUCAGUUCACAAGCUGAGACCAUCAGAUAUUCAGGUCGUGGCAGCGCUGGGAGACUCUUUAACGGCAGGAACCGGUGCAAAAUCAAAUAGCAUGGUUGAGCUUAGUAAAGAAUUCAAAGGUGUAUCAUGGAGCAUUGGAGGGGAUGAAACUUUGGAGACCAUCACAACCUUACCAAAUAUCUUGAAGAAAUUCAACCCUGAUUUAAAGGGUUUCUCCACAGAUGAGGGGCAAUUGCACAAAGGCUUCAACUUGGCUGUUGCUGGAGCAAAGACCUCAGAGCUUCCUGCACAAGUCCAAGCACUCAUUAAGGCCAUGAAAGAAAAUAAAGACGUGAAUUUUAAAAGUGACUGGAAACUUGUGACAAUUUUCAUUGGAACAACAGAUCUUUGUAAUUACUGCUUGGAUCAAACAAAUUUGUCACCGAAGAACUAUAGCAACAAUCUCAUGCUUAGUUUGGACAUAAUUUAUGAAGAGGUACCAAGGGUGCUGGUAAAUCUGGUGGAUAUCAUGCAGAUUGAUGUGUUUAAAAAUGUUAAAAAGGACUCGCUGGGUUGCUCACUACUGCAGAGGCCCAGCUGUCAGUGUGUUAUCAAUACAGCAAGUAACUGUCCUGAGAUUGAGGAAAUCAGACGAAUCAAUCGCAUUUACCAGACUGAGAUCGGGUAUCUAAUUUCUGGAAAUCGGUAUGAUGGAAAAGAGGACUUCGCUGUCGUAUUGCAACCGUUUUUCCACUAUUCCUUCCUCCCUCAAACUGGAGUGGGCGAGAUAGACACAAGUUUCUUCUCUGUUGAUUGUUUCCACAUGAGUGAACGGGCUCAUGCAGAGAUGGCCAUCGCACUGUGGAACAACAUGCUGGAGCCUGUUGGCAGAAAGCAGGACUACAACAACUUCACACAUGACCGCUCCAAGAUUCAGUGCCCCUCUGAGGCCUCCCCUUUCAUCUUCACUAAAUUGAACAGUAUACCAGCACACCCUGUGACUACUGCUGAUCCAGCAACAGACAGCACCACCAUCAGAUCCACUAUGUUGCCUGUGUGUUCCUCUUCCAUUCCCGUGUGGGUGCCAGUGGUUGUGGGAAUUGUGAGCUUACUGGCUGGCCUCAUUAUCUGCUGGCUCAUUAUGUUCGCCGUUCGACGCACAAAAACCAAGGCAAAGCAAGUCCAAAAUAAAGAAACUGGGUUUUGAAGUGGUGACAUUGUUUAUGGAUUUCAAAAAGGCAUAUUGGUUUCCCAUACUGACAUUCUUUAUGAUUCCCUAAUUUUAAAACAAGAAUACUGAGGUUUCUUUGUUUUGCUUGGUGACUUUCACCACCAGCUGUUUUUCUACAGUCUGUUCCAUCAAGUUGUUAAGGUGAAGUUUGGUAAUCAACUAAUUUUUGUUGCUGCAUAUUGAUCAAAUUAAGUUGCAUGAGUGUAGAUGUUUGGUAUAUUUCUCCAUCUUUAAAUUUAUUUAUUGAUAAAAUAAAAAUUUUAAACUUUGAUGAACCUAAAAA
Messenger RNA from Girardinichthys multiradiatus, 3665 nucleotides. RefSeq names its product phospholipase B1, membrane-associated-like. Gene Ontology annotation, biological process: phospholipid metabolic process. The transcript has 42 exons. Lineage: Eukaryota; Metazoa; Chordata; Actinopteri; Cyprinodontiformes; Goodeidae. The coding region runs from base 83 to 3358 and encodes 1091 amino acids. The record is from RefSeq and is a predicted model, not a curated record. Gene Ontology annotation, molecular function: glycerophospholipase activity.